Messenger RNA from Pipistrellus nathusii (Nathusius's pipistrelle), 345 nucleotides. The record is from the annotation of a GenBank genome assembly. Lineage: Eukaryota; Metazoa; Chordata; Mammalia; Chiroptera; Vespertilionidae.
AUGAGACCCAGCAGCUUCUUGGUUCUGGCGGUUCUCUUUGUCCUCGGCGUGCUGGUGGGACAGGCCGCUGUCAGGGGAGUUCCUUAUGGAGGUCAACAAGUGGAACAUGUGAUGGCCAAAGGACAAGGUCCAUAUCCAGUCAAAGGUUCACAUCCAGCCAAAGGUCCAGUCCAACAUCCACAAAAAGUCCCCUCGAAGCCUGGCUCCUGCCCCAGGGUUCUGAUGAGGUGCGCCAUGAUGAAUCCCCCCAAUGCCUGCAUGAGGGACUCUGAGUGCAAUGGGAACAAGAAAUGCUGCAUGGGCUCCUGUGGAAGAAUCUGCACGAGGCCCAGAAUGAGGAACUGA